Molecule: messenger RNA, 1041 nt
Organism: Thecamonas trahens ATCC 50062
Lineage: Eukaryota; Apusomonadida; Apusomonadidae
Exons: 1
Coding region: 1-1041 (346 amino acids)
Source: RefSeq, a predicted model, not a curated record
AUGUACCCCAACAUGAUUGGCUAUGUGGUGGCAGUUGCCCUGGCGGCUAUGGCUGUGACGGUCUUGGCUCGUGGUGGUGGCGAGGAGACCAAGUCGCCAGCGACUUUUCCUGUCGGGCACUCUACGAGUCAUGAGCUGAUCGAUGUGGAGAAGCGUGCUGAAGCGCCCCUUCUCGCCGCUGGUGGUGGCCUUGUUACCAUCAUUCGGGAGGCAUAUCCCAACAUUACCACUUGCUCGGUCAAGAUCUUUGAUCCCUCUACUGGUGACGCUACCGUCUUGGUCGAUGAUGUCUCCACUGUCUGCCAAGAUCGGAGCUCGGCAAACUCGCGUGCGUCGUCGGCUUGGCUUCCGCCGACUGCAGUUACAGAGCUCCACAAGAAUGGUGUCUUGGACAGUCAGCCCUCUGCUGCUGGUCUGCUGCUGGUAACCACCGGCUCGGGCAAGUAUGUGUGGGGCAUCAACGUGGCGACGGGCGCCUUGUCCAAGGUCGCCGCCCUGCCUGCCGGGCUCGACGUUGUGUCGAUCGGCUACGACGCGAGCACUCUGAAGAUCUUUGUGCUCAGCACCGACGCACUUUACUUGGUGGCCAACGGCGACGUGACCAAGGUGUAUUCGGGCAUCUCGCUCAACUCGAUCACUGCCGCCGUCGCCUGGUCCGGCACCGGCUCGCUCUACGCUGCCGACGCCAGUGGCCACCUGCUCACUCUGGACCUGGUCAACUACAGGUUGUACUCGACAGCGCUCUCCAUCUCGGUCCUUAACCUCGACUGGCUCGGUGCCAACAACACGCUUGUUGCCCUCGCCUCGUACGAGCUCUAUGACGUCGAUCCCGUCGACGGAUCGCUCUCUAAGCUGUGGAAGGUGCCCGACGGCAACGGCUAUCCUGCCACCCACACCGUCAACGACUUUGUCUACUACGUCGCCGACUUUCAGAACCUCUACACAGUCUCGCUCUUUGACUACAGCAUCCUCGACAAGGUUGCGUUUGAUGGCUACUUUACUGUCGGCGGCAUCCACUAUGUUGCCGCAUCAACCUCAUAA